AUGACAACCUCACUCAAAAGCCAAAACAUCCCACUCAUCCUCCCCUCCGACCUCUCAGAAGAACAACUAAGUUCCUUCAAACCAUUCAACAACUGGGUCGACACACUGACAUCCUCCCUUCGUCUCCAAUCCACACCUUCUCACCCCUUCCACAAAGACCCCUACGCUCUGCGCUCGGUAACAAUCCAAUCCUUCGAUCUCUUCGGCAAACGUCUCGGCUUUGUAAAACUCACAGCCACCGUUUCCAACUCCGCAGGCGAAACGCUUCCCGCAGCUGCACUCCUCCGCGGACCUAGCGUAGCGAUGCUAUUCAUGCUCAUCCCCGACGACGCACCAGAAGAGCGCUACGUCGUCCUAACAGUUCAACCGCGCGUUCCAGCAGGGAGUCUAAGUUUUGUCGAGCUUCCAGCGGGAAUGGUGGAUGACGCGGGGAGUUUUAAAGGUGCGGCUGCGCAGGAGAUACAGGAGGAACUAGGUGUUACGAUCCAUGAGGAUGAAUUGACUAAUUUGAGUGAACUUGCUGGGAUGGACAAAAAUGAGGAGGGACUUGCGCAGGCCAUGUUUCCUAGCGCGGGAGGGUGUGAUGAGCAUAUUACCAUCUUCAGCUACGAGAAGCGUCUGCCGAGAGACAAGAUUCAGGAGUGGAGUGGUAGACUUACGGGGUUGAGGGAGCAUGGGGAGAAGAUCACGUUGAAAGUUGUGCCGAUGGGUGAGGCGUGGAGGGAGGGGGCGAGGGAUGCAAAGUGUUUGGCUGCGUUGGCGCUUUGGAGGGGGUUGAAGGAUGAUGGGAAGCUGUCCUGA
Messenger RNA from Fusarium pseudograminearum CS3096, 801 nucleotides. RefSeq lists its product as uncharacterized. Gene Ontology annotation, molecular function: ADP-glucose pyrophosphatase activity; ADP-ribose pyrophosphatase activity. The transcript is spliced from 2 exons. Lineage: Eukaryota; Fungi; Ascomycota; Sordariomycetes; Hypocreales; Nectriaceae. Bases 1 to 801 code for a protein of 266 amino acids. Gene Ontology annotation, biological process: ribose phosphate metabolic process; nucleoside phosphate metabolic process. The record is from RefSeq and is a predicted model, not a curated record.